UUGAUUUUUUUGGUGAAUAUUAUAUAAAUAAUCCUAUAAAUUAUGUGUCCUGCAUUAAAUCUAUUCCCUUGCAAAUUCUGACAACAGCAUGUAAUCUUUUUUUGCAGUGCUAGGGAUCAAACUGAGAGCUUUGUGCAGGGUGGACAACUGCUCUACCAUUGAGUUAUACUCCUAGCACAACAGCACAAGACAUUUGAUGCCCUACGCUCAAAUCUCUAGCAUCAAGGAUAGUACCUGGUGGGUAGUGGUACUGGAUAUUGUGUAAAGGGGGACUGACUCAAUCACCAACCUGCAAACACUAGAGUAUUUAGGACUCAGUCCUUGGACCCCUUCUGUCAGCUCCCUGCCUCUGCUGAAUUUUACCUCAUUGUCAACCUGCUGACAACCCCUAUAUUCACACUGCAGUAGUAUACUUAUAAAAUCUAGACUAAUGCACCCAACUUCAUGGCUGGUCUUUCUACUUGAACCUAUUAAUACGCAUCUCCACUUUAACCAAUAUCCAACUUAUUGAAACCUUAACUCCCAACCUGCCAUAAAUAAGCCUACACCUUAGACUUCUAAAUCUGUCUGAAGAGGAUUUUUUUUUUUUGGGUACUGGGAAUCAAACUCAGGGCCUUGAGCUUGCCAGGCAGGAGCUUGUGCCUCUGAGCUAUAUCCCUGGCCCUAGACUUCUAAAUCUCAAACAGCAAGAUUUUCCUUCCACUUGUUCAGGUCAAGAACUGUAGACUUGCUCUCUUUCUUUCAUACCCCAAAUUGCCCCAGAUGCUUGUGCCUUAGGACUUUUGCACUCACUACUCUAUCUGUACUGUUUUUCCUCUAGCUACCUCCACAGCUAACCAGCUAACCUCACUCCCUUCAGAUCUGUGCUCAAAAUGCACAGUAAGAAGUCUUUCCUAAUGAACCCUUCCUCCUUAUCUCACUAAGUGUUCUCUCAAACACUAACCUGAUAUACCAAACUCUUCAUUUACCUGUCUGCCAUUAGGAUACACAUGAUUGACAAGGCCACGACUUCAUCCGGUUUACCACUGUCACCAUUCCUAGCCUAAGACAAUGCCUGGCAGUCAGUGGCCAGUAGCAAUAAACACUGGUUGAAUGAAUGAAUCUCUCCAGACUUCUAUUUUCUCCGUGAGAGGGGUUGUGGACCCCCUUGCAGGGAUGUCGAGUGGAUUAACUGAGACAGCCUUUGACAGAAGCAGAGUGAGCACUUCAUAAAUAUGAGCUACAAGCAGGAAAAUAAUGUGAGUCGGUGUGAAUGCUCUGAGGGAUGCAGCCUUUAUUUCCCUCACUAAUCCUAUACUCCUCCUGACUCCAAAAAGGAUUAUGCAGUGCAGGACAGCCUUAUAUUCCAGCAAAGUACAAUAAACGGCCUUGCUCUCAACCUCUUUUGGGUACCACCCCCUCUGAGGGAAGGGGAUAUUGAAGAAUGCCGGUAUUAUUUGCACUUCCAUGAUUUAAUCUUUCCCAAAGAAGGUAGCUCUUUGUUUUGUUAAGGUUUGCAAGCUCCCAAGGACUAAAAAAUCAGUGAAGGGGGAGGGGAAAAGAGGGGGAGGGGAAGGGGAGAAGCAGAGCACCGAGAUCGCUCCUCAAAUCCGCCCCCACAGCUAAGCUCCUUUCGGUGGCUUUGGGCUUCCUCUCCCCAGUAAGCACUGCCUUUCCAAACUGGGUGCUGCAAACCCUUCCAUUCAUCGCCCGGCUCUAGAGCCUUCACACCUGUGGCUCACCAAAGCAAGAGGCCUGGCGCAGAAGAAAGCCUUACACUUGGGGGGGCCUCUCAAAAUGCAUUUCUCUGAGGGGGGCGAGGGCGCCCGCCUCCACCCUCCGGCUCACCCGGGGCAUCCGGCCGCCGCGCCCCGCCUCCGGCCUAGAGGCCUCGCCGCCCCUCAGCUUAGGGCACAGCCGGGCCGCGCGGGAGG
Molecule: messenger RNA, 1913 nt
Organism: Chinchilla lanigera (long-tailed chinchilla)
Lineage: Eukaryota; Metazoa; Chordata; Mammalia; Rodentia; Chinchillidae
Product: translation initiation factor IF-2-like
Source: RefSeq, a predicted model, not a curated record